AAUGGUCCAAUUCAUCACUUGAGUUACUCAUUCUGAAAUUAGUCAUUAGAAAUCACAUUAUGUGAUCCACACUAUUUUAAAUUAAGAGGGAAAACAAGAAGAGUUUGGCCUCCAAAAUUACAGCUGAAUUGUCACUUGGAUUGAUUACCCAUAAAAGUCAUAUAAGGUUUGGCAUGCCAGAAACCUGUGAAGACAAAAUGUGAUGAUCUUGUGACAAAAAUGACAAGUCAAUGACUCAAAAAUAUGAUUAACUUAACAAGAGCGGGAACUCUUAAUGGACAUGUAAAUGCCAAACAGAUUAGAGAAUCUCAAUGAAAAAGGGUGCCAUAAACAAAACAGGAAGCCUUCCAGCUGGACCAAUGCCCACUUGGGAGGGUAUAUAAGAGCCCUAACAAGAGAGGAGACAUUUGUACCUCACCAACCUCAUCUGUCUAAGAAACUGAAAGCUAACCAGACACCGAUUGCCAUGGAUUGCUGUGCCUCUCGCAGCUGCAGUGUCCCCACCGGGCCCGCCACCACCAUCUGCACCUUCGACAAAUCCUGCCGCUGCGGAGUCUGCCUGCCCAGCACCUGCCCACACACGGUUUGGUUACUGGAGCCCACCUGCUGUGACAACUGUCCCCCACCCUGCUACAUUCCUCAGCCCUGCGUGCCCACCUGCUUCCUGCUCAACUCUUGCCAGCCAACUCCAGGCCUGGAGACCCUCAACCUCACCACCUUCACUCAGCCCUGCUGUGAGCCCUGCCUCCCAAGGAGCUGCUGAUGGAUGGCUACUUCGCUCAGUGCCCAACAACGAGGAAUCCAGAAGCUGUCUCUUCAGUAGUCACUUGCCUCAGUAGUUUACCAGAUGUUAAGGUAGAUCAGAUGGCCCAGAUAUGAAGAAUUUACCUUUGGUUUUAAUGGGGGGAAAAAAGAAAAGUAUUUUUCAUGGUUAUUUAGCUGAAUAACCAUUUGGUUCCUGUGGGCAGGUGAAUGUGUUUUAUUAGCAAAAUACUGUUUCAAUCUGUAAGACCUCAGAUUACAUGUUCUUGAUCAUACUGCUUCCUGGCUCUUGUUUCUUGUAUUGGGUAUUUCCAUAGAGGAAAAUUUCUUGGUGGUUUUUCAAAUAAACUAUAUUUCUCUGGCAA
Chlorocebus sabaeus (green monkey) is the source of this 1127-nucleotide messenger RNA. RefSeq names its product keratin-associated protein 3-2-like. NCBI's taxonomy places the organism in Eukaryota, Metazoa, Chordata, Mammalia, Primates, Cercopithecidae. Gene Ontology annotation, molecular function: structural molecule activity. The record is from RefSeq and is a predicted model, not a curated record. Gene Ontology annotation, cellular component: keratin filament.